CUGGUUGCUUGACAACGGCUCGCCAAUGGCUGCGGUGUUAGUUUUGAAGCCAGAAAGAGGUCAACUUAAAACAGUGUGUCAAGUGAGCAAUGUUGUAAGUGGCAAGAACUGGCUGCUCACAGACCGAGACUGAUCCCCCCUUGUACAGUGAAGUGUAACAUUACUGUAGCAUUCUCGGAAUCGCAUCGAUCGAGUUGGCUUAUUAGGCAGGGAUUAUUUUUCAGUAAGUGCAGUCUCUGGUCGGUGGAGCUCAUGGAUGACCUCGUUACCGUCUUGACACUGUGCUGACAUGGGAGACUCGUGGACAACAGCAACCAUAGAGCCAUCAAUAGCAAACCACGAGAUCUCCAGCAUAUCAAGAAUGACGAUGUCCCCCUCAAGGCAUCAUAACGGCCUUUCUGGAAUGCACACUUCAACCAUGCCACUAUCCAAGAGCUCCUACAAUAUGUUAAGUGCCUUCUGCAAUGAGGAAAAUAUUCCCCAGUGUAUCUUGUACAUAAAUCAGGAGAUGGACUCUCUGGGAUUCUCCUCUGCCUGUAUUGAGGCCAGCUCACUGGGGGACAGUGGGGGACUGAAUACAGUGCCGGUCCUGAACAUUAUGUAUGAGCUGCUCCAAAUGCACCACCACAGCCAGCGUAGGCUGGAGGAGCAGGAGGUAGAGCAACUCAAGAACUCCAGUGCCCUUGAACACAUGCAGAUCACCAAUUCCAGACUAAAGGAUCAGCUGGAACUCUCCAAAAGAGAGAAGUCAGGAUUGCAUGAGGUAGAGAGGCAACUGCAACUCAAAAUCAAGACCCUGCAGAAUUGCCUGAAAACUGAGAAAGAUGAGGUACAGAAGCUCCAAAGCAUCAUUGCCAGCAGAGCCUCUCAGUAUACACAUGAUGCCAAGAGGAAGGAGAGGGAGAGCACCAAGCUCAAAGAACGCCUCAACCAGCUACUGGUGGACAAGCGGGAUAAGAAACUAGGUAUAGCGAUCGAUGUGUUGAACUACUUGGGACGGGCUGAUGGGAAGAGAAGCCAAUGGAAGACUGGAAAGGUGGAGGCAAGACAUGAGGAGGAGAUGUACAAGUCGCUGCUGAGUGACUAUGAGACCCGUCAGAGGGCCUUAAUGCUGGAGAAUGCUGAGCUGAAGAAGGUACUGCAGCAGAUGAAGAGAGACAUGGUGUCCAUUUUGAGUCCUAGGAAACCCUGCCUUAGCUCCAGAGACCGUAUAGAAGACAGGCUGGAACAGGCUGCCUCUGACAGGGAGGAGGAGGUUGGGGAUGUCAGUAGGGACACCCUGGAUCAAUCAUGUGAUCAUGCUAGGGACCACUCCUGUGAACACGCCCGGGAACAGCUAACCAAUAGUAUUCGACAACAGUGGAGGAGACUGAAGAGCCACAUGGAGAGACUGGACAGCCAGGCCUCCCUGAUGAAGCAGAGUGAGCAGUGUGCUGGUAAAGAACUGGUACCCAGACAGAUCCAUGAGGAGGAGAUGGAAAGGAUGAGACUGGAAGUCCAGCAGUGUAAAGACUUCAUCCAGACUCAGCAGCAGCUCCUGCAGCAGCAGAUAAACUCUCCCUGUUAUGAUGAUGAGACAGCUGCUUUGCUGAAUGACUGCUACACUCUGGAGGAGAAGGAGCGUCUAAAAGAGGAAUGGAGGCUCUUUGAUGAGCAGAAGAAGAAUUUUGACAGGGAGAGAAAGAACUUCACUGACGCUGCCAUUCGCCUUGGACAUGAGAAAAAGGCUUUUGAGGAAGAGCGUGCCUCGUGGCUCAAGAAUCAGUUCUUGAAUAUGACUCCAUUUGUGGACCGCAAAAGACAUUCCACAUCAGAAGCUCCUCGUGCCUUAUCAAUUAGUAGUGAACCAGAGAUGAGGAUCCCUUCCACUCCUGUCAGUCUGACUAAAUCCCGGACACACGCUGCAUUUUCAACUCCAAAAGCUACUCCUGUUGCUGGCAUCCCCUCCACAGCUGAUCUGUACCGCACAUUACGCCUCAUACCAGACAGCAGCUCGGCCAGAGGCAGUUCCAAACGAGGGAGCUGGCAGGAGUCCAACAAAAUCCACAGCAGAGAAGAUACUCCAAUCAGGUCAAAGCACAGACACGGAGGUGGAGACGGCUGCAGUAUCUUCUCUCUGGGGUCAGAGGAAAAUAGCCUCACCUGAAGACACUCCAGGACAAUUAUAUUAUUAUUUUGUGGACUCUGAUGACAAUCCAUGGCAGUGUUUGUUUAUUAGGUACCAAACAGAAGAGAAUCAUCUAAAAUGGGGACCUACUUAGAUUCUUCCAAUAAGACAUUAUUUUAGUUUUCCAUUGCAAAACACUUUCAGUGGUUUGCCCUAAUGAAAAUGAGCCAUGUUUCAAAGCCAACAUUGUCCGAUUCCACAGAAAUCUAUUGUGCAACACAUUCAUGUUGCUUGAUCAUGGACUAACACAGGACUUUGUCAUUCACCAAAACUUGUUUUAGAGGGCACUUUAUGUAUUUUUUUCUUCUUUCUCUUCUAUUUCGAUUGUUAUUAAGCAAAGAAUUUCCAUGUUUUUUAGCUUUCUCUUGAGUGACAGACACAUUUUUAUUUGAGGAAAGGGAUUCUGCAACACUACAGAUAUUUUCCAGUUUGGGAAAGCUAUCAAUAGUUUAUGGACUAGCCAAGGAAUAGUUUACACAGUGUUCACUCCAGAUAGAUUAUAGUGAUACGUUUAUUCUGUAAGUGAUAUAUGCUGCUGAAAGUGCAAUAAAAGUAUUUUUAUUUUUUCUGCCA
Molecule: messenger RNA, 2740 nt
Organism: Esox lucius (northern pike)
Lineage: Eukaryota; Metazoa; Chordata; Actinopteri; Esociformes; Esocidae
Gene: ssx2ipa
Product: synovial sarcoma, X breakpoint 2 interacting protein a
Exons: 14
Coding region: 290-2146 (618 amino acids)
Source: RefSeq, a predicted model, not a curated record